CACACAUUUCAUCUUCAAAGUUUCAUUAGGUAACAGCUUGAUCUUUACCUAAAAUAUUUAUUAAAAAUCCAUCCUAAAUACGCAAAAAUGAAGAACUUUGCUAUUGCUGUGUUUUGCCUCUCAGCCUUGAUGAUGUUCACUUCGGUACAAGGAUUGGUGUCUAACGCUAUCAAGGAUUAUGGAAUUCCUUGUGCUAAAGAGAGUGGUAUUACUGGAGAUGAUUUAGCCAAAAUCCAAGCUGGAAAUUUCGCAGACUUACCCCAGCAAUAUGGAUGCUUUUCUGAUUGCAUCUCCAAGAAGGUCGGCCUAGUCACAGAUGCCGAUACCUUCGAUAGCGACGCUUUCAAGUCAAAACUGGCUGAAUUUGUAGUUGAGAGUCGUAUCCAGGAAUUCUUUGAUGGCUGCAAUGGCGAACUUGGUGAAGGUAGUUGCAAAGUUACUGGAUCAUUCUACCAUUGCAUUGCAAACAUUGUUUUGGGUGCUGUUAUUGGUUAAACAAAUUGUUAAAAAUAUUAUGUUCUGAUUCUUCCUGAGGCCUAGCACUUUUGAAUUAGUUACUUGUUAGAAAUAUAAAAAAAAAAUUAUAUUCAGGCAAUAAAAUUAAGUUUGAAUGCUUAAUUAAAA
Phlebotomus papatasi is the source of this 624-nucleotide messenger RNA. Its product is annotated as general odorant-binding protein 56d-like. The coding region runs from base 88 to 495 and encodes 135 amino acids. The record is from RefSeq and is a predicted model, not a curated record. Gene Ontology annotation, molecular function: odorant binding. NCBI's taxonomy places the organism in Eukaryota, Metazoa, Arthropoda, Insecta, Diptera, Psychodidae. The transcript is spliced from 2 exons.